Chiloscyllium plagiosum (whitespotted bambooshark) is the source of this 3392-nucleotide messenger RNA. Lineage: Eukaryota; Metazoa; Chordata; Chondrichthyes; Orectolobiformes; Hemiscylliidae. The record is from RefSeq and is a predicted model, not a curated record.
GCACCACGUGUCAAGCAGCACUGACCAGCAGUGGGUCGAGCAUCCAUCAGCUGAGACUGUAGGGUUGGGAGGGGGAGACAGAACAGCGCUGACUGCAAUUAAGCAGCAGAACUCAUAUCAGAACACACACAGCACAGGAUUUGCACCAUCUCAGAGGAUCUCUUCUCAACCUCAGAUCCUGCUGCCUUUUAGCAGUUGCCAGCCAUGACGAACACUGUAUUUGGGAACAACACUGACCGCUGGGUCUGUCCAAAUGAUCGCCAGCUCACUCUCAGAUCAAAUGAGAAGGAACAACUCGGGACCGGCUGGUCAGUCCACACCAACAAAACAGAGAAGCAGCGAAAAAAUGAGGAGCUGACUGAAGAGGAAAAGGAAAUUAUCAACAGGGUGAUUGCCCGUGCAGAGAAGAUGGAAGAGAUGGAGCAGGAGCGAAUUCGGCGUCUUGUGGAUCGUUUGGACAACAUGCGAAAGAACGUUUUGGGUGAUGGCCUAUCUCGCUGCAUCUUGUGUGGGGAGCAACUGGGGCUGCUGGGGUCACACGCUGUAGUGUGUGAAGACUGUAAGAAGAAUGUCUGCACCAAGUGUGGGAUUGAAGCAUCCAAACGUCCUCAGACGCUGUGGCUGUGUAAGAUCUGCAGUGAGCAACGAGAGGUCUGGAAACGCUCCGGUGCUUGGUUUUUUAAAGGUUUGCCCAAACAGGUGUUGCCAGAACCCAUGCCGAUUAACAAACAGAAUCUGGAAUUGGCGAAGGGAGAACAUCCUACACAGAUACCACCAGGUCCAGAGCAGAAAACUUCUCACAAGAUCACAAGAGGUCAAGCAGAGGGUGCUGUCGCUGCUGAGCAGGCCUCUUAUGGCAGUGAUGUUGGGUCUGUGCCUACUGGACGAGCUCCAGCCAGUUCCGUUGCAUCAGGACGCAGACCACCAGAGUCGCAAAUGGCAGCAGGUAGUGAACAUGGUGAAAGUGAGAGUCAGGGCGGGUACAGUGGUGACAUGGAGAGUGACACCAAUAGGAGCCCAGGAGGUGGACGACGCAAUGUUUCAGCUCCGGGUUCACGUCCUCCCUCAGCUUUACACCAAACUAACCCUGCACAGCCAUUUCAAGCAGGUGUGUCUGGAACCUAUAGACCAGGUCAGGGAGUGACUCCCAGAUAUCCUGAACAAAUGUCAAUGGUAGGGUCUCCAUCCUUGUCACAUUCUGUGACCAACCAACCCACCCCAUCAUCAGAUGCAAGUUAUACCCUAGUGAAGGAGGAGAGAGCUGUCCGCCACCAUCCACCAUAUACAGCAUCAAGUACAGCCUCAGCACUGCCUCCUUCCACACAACAGCAGGAGAAUGAAGAUGAAGAUCCUUAUGACUCAGAUGAAGCCACUACAUUGGGAGCACUGGAGUUCAGUCUAAUAUAUGACCAGGUCAACAAUGCUUUGCACUGCACCAUCAUAAAAGCAAAGGGACUGAAACCAAUGGACUCCAAUGGCUUGGCUGAUCCAUAUGUGAAAAUACAUCUCCUGCCUGGAGCCAGCAAGUCAAAUAAGCUGCGCACGAAAACACUGCGCAACACCCGAAACCCUGUGUGGAAUGAACGGCUAACAUACCAUGGAAUCACUGAGGAUGAUAUGCAGAGAAAAACUCUCAGGAUCUCAGUCCUGGAUGAAGAUAAGUUUGGUCACAAUGAAUUCAUCGGGGAGACCAGAGUUUCUCUGAAAAAACUUAAACCCAAUCAAGCAAAGAACUUCAACAUCUGUUUGGAAAGAGUGGUACCAGUAAAACGAGGUUCAACAGUUGGAUCAACACGAGGAAUGUCACUUUAUGAGGAUGAGGCUGAUCAUAGUGUUGAUACUGAAGAGAGAGGCCGGAUUCUUGUCUCCCUCCUAUACAGCAGCCAGCAGGGAGGCCUGAUUGUAGGAAUUGUACGUUGCGUUCAUUUAGCUGCCAUGGAUGCCAAUGGAUACUCUGAUCCUUUCGUCAAAAUCUGUCUCAAGCCUGACAUGGGAAAAAAGGCCAAGCAAAAGACUCAGAUCAAGAAGAAGACACUGAACCCUGAAUUUAAUGAGGAAUUCUUCUAUGAUAUUAAACAUAAUGACCUGGCGAAGAAAACUCUGGAACUUUCAGUGUGGGACUACGACAUUGGCAAAGCCAAUGAUUAUAUUGGCAGUAUUAUAAUGGGCAUUAACGCUAAAGGUGACUGCUUAAAGCACUGGUAUGAGUGCCUGAAGAACAAGGAUAAGAAGAUUGAACGCUGGCAUACGCUAUACAAUGCGAAUCCCAUUCCCAGUGACUGAUCUGCAUCCUUAUCAGAGCCGACAUUGAGUUUGUGCCAUCAAAUUUGGCCACUUCCUUCUUCCUUCAUCCAUCCUAUUUUCUUUCAUUUGAAAAUACUUUGAUGAGGGGACACCAUCUCUGUGAAAAGUGUUUAAUCAACAUUUGUCCUGUGCUUAGUACAAAAUAUAUAUUACAAUCACCUUGGAACACAUCACUGCACCAUACAUGCAAAACAUCACUGUGAGGAAAAUGGUGCAUGAUUACUCUGGCAUUACGUCUUACCCUCACCUCCUUAAAAGUCACUAAACAAUAUUCUGGGAAGACCUAGUCACAUUAAACUAAGACAUAAGUUUGCCUCUCUUUACUUCCUAGUAGCAGUUGGCCUUUCUUUGACAAAUGUUAUCUAAUUAGGCCCAGCUGAACUAUUCAUUGUGAUGGACGAACGCAAAGUUUCAUCGACAUUGUGGCAUUGGCAGGUUACCAGGUUCUAGGUAGUGGGGUGCAUCAGAGAUCCAGGACCCUAGUUGGCCACUGUGCCCUAGGCUGGGACCAGGAACAUGACCAGGGCGUGUGGGUUCUGUUCCUAUCCCUACAUUUUACAAUGUACAGGUGGCUGUGCCAGGGAAGGUGAUUAGCUGAAAACUGCAUGCAGCAACCAUUAACGUCAACCCUACUAUCUUUUAUGAUCAAUCUUUGCACUCAUCUAUACUUAGCAGGCUCAAACUUACCAACAGUUCAACUGCAGUGGAAUCUGGAUCUUGGGACAGACUGUGUAUCCAUAGGUUUCCUACCCUUUUAAAUUGGACUUCUCACUUCUACCACAGUAGGAAAUAUUUUGAGCCCUCGUCUGGUGCUUUCUGGAGAUGUUGGUGUUUUAGGAAAUUCAGCAGGCCCCUACAGCUUAGAAAAGAAUUGUAAUCUGAGAAGACUGACUACAUGACUUUCCUUUCUAUGUUAACCUGUUUCAGUUCUCCAACUUUUUUUUUGAAACAGUAAGCUGUCAUACCAAUGUCCAGCUCCUCAAUGAACAUGAACCUCUGUUGCAUCGCUAGAUCGAGGGCACAGCCUUCGAGUAAAGGGAAGACCCUUUAUAACAGAGAUGAAGAGAAACUUUUUCAGCCAGAGAGUG